AUGGCCAACAGUGAUGAUGAACCCUCCUGGAAGCCUGCUGUAGAUGCUGUCCGCAAAUACUAUACUUUCCUGUCAAAUGAUCUGGGAGCGAUUCCGUCGGAUUGCAUUGUCGAACCUCCCCCGGAAGGCUGGCCCAGCAUCACUCAAGACUCACUCGUUGGUUUGGAAAAGACCGAAGCGGUGGUUGAACUUCUACGCCACAUGCCGUAUAUUGAACCUUCAGAUGACUACAAUACCCAGGUCGCUUUCGGUACAAGCGUAAUAGAUUACAGGCAGAUUGGAGCCUACAAAGUCGCUGAAGGAAAACGUCACCAAUUCAUACCAGUCGGAAACAAGGAGUUCCCGCCCCAUGUGGUAGUCUUGACCGCUGAUGGCGAAGAUUACUAUGGGAGCCUGCUGCUCUUAGACACGGAGAAAGGUACAGCUACUGACUAUCAACCACAGGCGCCACGAAAGAAAGGCGUGCCUGAUCCAGAAACGACAUCAGAGAUCUGGCGCUUCGCGGAGACAUCACCUGUCGCCGAGCUAUUGGCUUCAUGGGAGCAAAAGUUCCGCACGCUAGAAUGGACAGCGAACCCCUUCAACGCUGAAGGUGGCAUUAUGCUGCGAUAUGAUCGUAUGACAGACGAAGUUCGCCAGAUCUAUCGUGACCACGGCUGGCCUGAUAACUUCCGUCGCGAAGAUUGCCGCAUCGCUUUGCAGAUUUGGAACAGGACUAUCGGCAAUCGCUUAUCGCAACCGGAUCAUAACUUGCACGAGAUCACUCGUCAACCUCCCGGUCCGCAUGGUGAUCAGACUAGUCUGGAAAGCGAAGACGAAUCUGAUGGGGAGGACGGCUACAAUCGUUGA
Messenger RNA from Aureobasidium subglaciale EXF-2481, 849 nucleotides. RefSeq lists its product as uncharacterized. Lineage: Eukaryota; Fungi; Ascomycota; Dothideomycetes; Dothideales; Saccotheciaceae. The transcript is spliced from 3 exons. The coding region runs from base 1 to 849 and encodes 282 amino acids. The record is from RefSeq and is a predicted model, not a curated record.